This is a messenger RNA of Macrosiphum euphorbiae (potato aphid), 336 nucleotides long. NCBI's taxonomy places the organism in Eukaryota, Metazoa, Arthropoda, Insecta, Hemiptera, Aphididae. The record is from the annotation of a GenBank genome assembly.
AUGUCAGUACUAAAAGCAGAUAACAUAAUAAAUAUAAAUAAAAACCAAAAAGCGGCAGUUGAUGUCCAAUUGAAUAAUGUUCUUAAAAACAAUUUACAUGAAAACCGUGAGCGAAUAAAGCCAAUUUUCAUUACACUUCCAGUAACCACAGCGACUAGUGAACGCUCUUUUUCGACCCUUAAACGAUUGAAAACGUAUUUAAGAAAUACGACGGCACAGUCACUAUUAAAUGGAUUGACAUUAAUGAACAUACAUAGAGACAUUCCACUAUCUAUAAAUGAAAUAAUUGAUGAAUUUAGUGUAAAAGCCAGAAGAAUGAAUUUCCGCCUAGAUUGA